Molecule: messenger RNA, 2208 nt
Organism: Penicillium maclennaniae
Lineage: Eukaryota; Fungi; Ascomycota; Eurotiomycetes; Eurotiales; Aspergillaceae
Product: Zn(II)2Cys6 transcription factor
Exons: 3
Coding region: 1-2208 (735 amino acids)
Biological process (GO): positive regulation of transcription by RNA polymerase II; DNA-templated transcription
Cellular component (GO): nucleus
Molecular function (GO): zinc ion binding; sequence-specific DNA binding; DNA-binding transcription factor activity, RNA polymerase II-specific
Source: RefSeq, a predicted model, not a curated record
AUGGCACCUAGCGCAGGAACAGCCCCGGGGCCGAGUCCUGAUCUGCUCUCCCCGGGCCACGACUUCCCCAGUCGCAAACGGAAAUCAUCCGGCUCACUACCAUAUAAGAACGGCAUCCGCCAGAAGAUCACGCGAGCCUGUGAUUCGUGCAAAGAGAAAAAAACGCGCUGCACAGGUACUUUGCCCUGCACCCGAUGUACGCGACUCUCUCUGUCCUGUGAAUACACCGCUGCCUACUCGCGAGGGCUCCCGCCAGACCCUCUGCCGUCGGAAGAUCGGCCGGCAUGUCGCAGGGUUGGCCGGGUGUCCAACGGCUCGCGAUCUCGUGGCAGUGCAGGGGCCGAGACGGGCCUGAAUUCAGGCAAUCCUGCGUUCUCCAGUCGCGGCCCUUCGUCCUUGCGUAAUUCGCCAGAGCCAGGAUCUACUGAUUUUGAAGGCAAUUAUAUCGGCCCUGCGUCGGGUGUCUCGUUCAUCAACCGGGUUUGGAGUCGAUUGAAUCAGGAUGAGACGGCGCAUAUACCUAAUGAAGUACGAAAUGAGUCUUCAGCGAAUACGGCCGUUUUUAUGUUUGGUGAUAAGCCGUACUCUCACCCGCAGGAUGUUGACUUUACGUUGCCUUCGUUUGAGACGGCAAUGGAGUUGGUGGCUAUCUAUUUCGACUACUCCAUGGUGACUUAUCGGUUUUUACAUCGGGGGAGUGUGGAGAACUGGGUCAAGCAGGUAUACGAAAGUAAAAUAUCUAUGUCGAAUCUUCCUGUCGGGAAUAUGGUUGCUCGGACUACUAUCGUUCUUAUGAUCUUUGCUAUCGGCACGAUCCAUAAUGACCUCGCCCCGGAAGAUUUAGUGGAUGGGCACAGUGAAAGCGAGCGCUGGUAUGCAGCUUCCAAGUUUAUGUCAUCUUUAGAGUCGGGACCUCCGCGACUAGAGACUAUUCAAGCUCGACUCAUCCAAUGCUUGUAUCUGCUCUCAUCAUCAAGAGCGAACGAGUGCUGGUAUUCUUUUGGAACCGCCUUACAGAUUGUAACCGCCCUUGGCCUACACCGCAAAUGCCCUGUCAAACUAUCCAAGAAAGUUUGCACAUACUUCGAACUCGAACUCCGGAAACGCAUUUUCUGGAGCGUCUACACUCUAGAUAAAUACCUCAGCAUAAUGUUCGGCCGGCCCCGUCUCCUUCACGACGAAGACAUCGACCAAGAACUCCCCGAUGAAAUGAAUGACGAAGAUCUUCUCGAAGAAGACCCGUCCCGCCGCUCCGGCUCAACCGACAGCAUGAUGAUUGCAUCAAUCCUUCACUACCGUCUCGGCCUCGUCCUCGGCGACAUAUCCCGCCAACUCUACAGCAUUACCCCGCCAUCUCGCAUCUCGCCCCUCGAAAAAGCCGUUCGUCUAACCGCGGACCUCGAAAAAUGGAAAGCAAGCGUCCCGCCCCUCUUCAACAGCGUCCGUCCAACAAGCCUAAUCCCUCCUCUCUGUCGCCAAAGCCAAGUUCUCCAAUUAGCCUACUCCCACGCCAUGAUCCAUGUCACCCGCUCUUUCCUCCUAAACGACUUCACCGACCUAAGCCGUAGACCACGAGACCCGCAUCCCAUGGUCAGCGCACACGCACAGAAAUGUAUCGGCGCCGCAGAGGACAUCAUGACGCUAGUCGAUAGUCUCGCUCAGCAAACACUGUUAACACAGUCCUUCUGGUUCACCCAUUACGUGUGUUUUUGCGCUAUCCUCGUCGUGUAUAUCCACAUUAUCCAACAGCAUCGCCAAUCUACAGUUCCCAGUCCGUCAGCCUCAAGUCCAGCAGAUUCCGACAAAUUGCAAUCCCUCUUCUCCCUCGCCGAGAUGUGUCAGCAGCAUCUUGCUGAAGCUACGAGGAAAAAUUGUCCCAGUCGAAGGUAUGGAAUUAUUCUUGAAGAGUUGCGGCAGGAGGUUCAUAGGCAAAUUGGUUCGGAUCAUUCAUCUACGCCGAAGAUUAGUACUUGGAAGGAUGAGGUGGGGCUGGGUAUGACACCGAAUGAACACGAUAGCGAGCCUGUUGGCGCUGCUCAGAAUGUGGAUUUCAUGCCAAGUAUCUUACAGCCUGGGGAAUUGGGGUCUAUGAAUCCUAUGGAGGAGGCUGGGGUUUUGGAGAACCUUGAGGGCUCAAUUUGGUGGGCUCAGUUGGAUUCAUGGGCGCUUUCUAGUUUUCCGAAUGAUCCCUCGACGUUUAUUUUUUAA